AUGCCAGGUCCUCUCCUCCAAGACCAAAUAAGCACAUUAUUUUUCCCUCCUCUUCUUUAUAUCCAUCUCCUUGACCUGAACCCAUCAAUGCAGCAUGAAUCAAUUCCUCCACAAGUUGAUCCAUCCAUUUCUCUAACAUCUCCAUCCCACAAUAUUCGACAACUCCUCCACUCGUUGAUACACGUAGCACUCCUCCGUGGGCAUCUCGGCAUGAAGUAUUCUCUCCAAGAUUACACUAUUGGUCAACAUGAUUUUGAGGUUGUUAUGGCUCACAUAAAUCAUAUUGUUUCCAUGGUAGAAGAUACUGAAGAUAUUGCUGACUCUCCCUCCGGUUCUCCUCACGAUGAUCAGCCUUCUCCACUACCUCCACCACCACCUACUGGUAACAAUUUUCUAGCUCUAUUUCAACCUCCUCCACCGUCAAAUCCUCAUUCUCCAAUUACAUAUCCACCUCUCAACACUCCUCUAGGGUCUCUUACACAUGUUGAUGAUUCCAUAAAGGGAGAGAAGGAUAAAGGAGUUGUAGUGUAUGCUUACAAUUAUGAUGAUGAUGAUGAUGAUUAG
Molecule: messenger RNA, 564 nt
Organism: Lactuca saligna
Lineage: Eukaryota; Viridiplantae; Streptophyta; Magnoliopsida; Asterales; Asteraceae
Source: the annotation of a GenBank genome assembly